AUGGCCUCGGUGGCGGCCUGGCUGCCGUUCGCACGUGCGGCAGCGAUCGGUUGGGUGCCGAUCGCGACCCAUCCGUUGCCGCCGCCGCCGAUCCCGAAGGAUCGUCGCAAGGCGGACGACGAGAAGCUGCUGAUCAACGUGAGCGGUCGUCGUUUCGAGACGUGGCGGAACACCCUCGAGAAGUAUCCGGACACUCUGUUGGGCUCGAACGAACGUGAAUUCUUCUACGACGAGGAGAGCAAGGAGUACUUCUUCGAUCGUGAUCCGGACAUAUUCCGUCACAUAUUGAACUAUUAUCGUACCGGGAAGCUACACUAUCCGAAGCACGAAUGUCUGACCAGCUACGACGAGGAGCUGGCGUUUUUCGGUAUACUGCCGGACGUGAUCGGCGAUUGCUGUUACGAGGAUUACCGUGACCGGAAACGGGAGAACGCGGAACGUCUUAUGGAUGAUAAACUUAGCGAGAAUGGGGAUCAAACGUUGCAACAGCUGCCCGAUAUCAGGCAGAAGAUGUGGCGGGCGUUUCAGAAUCCUCAUAUAUCGACCGCCGCGUUGGUGUUCUACUAUGUGACCGGUUUCUUCAUCGCCGUUAGCGUGCUGGCGAACGUGGUCGAGACCGUGCCGUGCGGUAAUCGUCCGGGACGCGCCGGCACGCUUUCAUGCGGCGAACGUUACAAGAUCGUGUUCUUCUGUUUGGACACCGCGUGCGUGAUGAUAUUCACCGCGGAAUAUCUGUUGAGGCUGUUCGCAGCACCGAGCCGUUGUAAGUUCGCACGAUCCGUGAUGUCGAUCAUCGACGUGGUCGCCAUAUUGCCGUAUUACAUCGGUCUCGGUAUCACCGACAACGACGACGUGUCCGGCGCGUUCGUCACAUUGCGGGUAUUUCGUGUGUUCCGGAUCUUCAAGUUCUCCAGGCACUCUCAAGGUCUGCGGAUUCUCGGUUACACGCUGAAGUCAUGCGCCUCGGAGCUCGGUUUUCUCGUUUUCUCGCUGGCGAUGGCGAUCAUCAUAUUCGCCACCGUGAUGUUCUACGCGGAGAAGAACGUCGACGGGACGAACUUCACGUCGAUACCCGCUGCAUUCUGGUACACCAUCGUGACUAUGACCACAUUGGGGUACGGUGACAUGGUUCCGAAAACGAUCGCGGGAAAAAUCGUGGGGGGUGUAUGCUCCCUUAGCGGUGUCCUUGUGAUCGCUUUACCGGUGCCUGUUAUCGUCAGUAAUUUCAGUCGAAUAUACCACCAGAAUCAGCGGGCGGACAAGCGAAAGGCGCAGAGGAAAGCCAGAUUGGCGCGUAUCAGGAUCGCGAAGGCUUCAAGCGGAGCGGCCUUUGUGAGCAAAAAGAAGGCGGCCGAGGCCCGACUGGCCGCGCAGGAGAGCGGUCUUCAGCUGGAUGACUCCUACAAGGAGGAGGAUAUUUUUGAAUUGCAGCAUCAUCAUCUACUUCGUUGUUUAGAGAAAACCACGGAUCGCGAGUUCGUGGAGAUGGAGGUGCCGUACAACGGUGCCCCGAAGAGGCCGGGCUCGCCGUCGCCGUUGACCUCGCCCGCGCACAGCACUGCCUCGAGGGGCGGCCUGCUGCACGCCUGCUGCGGCCGGUGCUACCCCCAACGUUACCAGAGCUUGUCGUAUCAGCUCACCUCGAACGAGAGCAAGGAUAGAGUGGUGCUCGUUUACGGAGAUCGUAUAGAAGUGCGGACAAAGGACCUAAAGAAGCGCGGUUCCCACACCUGUGACAUGCAGGCCCUACAGCCACUUCCGGUCCCAACCACCACCACCACCACCACCACCACCACCACCACCACCAACACCGUGCCUGCCAUGACUACUUCCGGUGGGCAGUCACCGCUUCCGGUAUCGGAGACCGCUUGAGUCGAUCACCGAGACAAAUCACGAACCGCCAUAUCCGUUAUAUAUAUAUAUAUAGAAAACAAACAUAACAAAAUCACCUCUAAGAAACCAACCAACCAACCAAUCAACCAACCGUCCUCCUCUUCUACUCGAUGAGAAAG
Molecule: messenger RNA, 2012 nt
Organism: Dufourea novaeangliae
Lineage: Eukaryota; Metazoa; Arthropoda; Insecta; Hymenoptera; Halictidae
Gene: Shal
Product: potassium voltage-gated channel protein Shal
Exons: 6
Coding region: 1-1872 (623 amino acids)
Biological process (GO): protein homooligomerization; potassium ion transmembrane transport
Cellular component (GO): voltage-gated potassium channel complex; membrane
Molecular function (GO): protein binding; A-type (transient outward) potassium channel activity
Source: RefSeq, a predicted model, not a curated record